Paramecium sonneborni is the source of this 477-nucleotide messenger RNA. NCBI's taxonomy places the organism in Eukaryota, Ciliophora, Oligohymenophorea, Peniculida, Parameciidae. The record is from the annotation of a GenBank genome assembly.
UGCUGGACAAGAUUAUAUAUUAUCAGCAAGAAAGUAUGUAUUCUUAUCAAGGAGUUUCGGUCUUUAAAUCUAAAUUAGUUAUGGGAAGUUUAAUAAAAAUUAAAAAUUUUCAAGCCAUUUUAAAUAAAUAAGAAAAGCAUGGAGGGCACAGCUAGUUAUAAUUAUGAUGAAAUGGAAUUAGAUGAAUUAAUGUUGUCUCCUCCUGCAUUAAUUCGAUAAAAUGCAUUCAUUGAAGAUGAAAAUGAGACUCCAUAAUUCAUACUUUAAACUUAAGUUGAAUAUACUUAUAAGGAGGAGUAAUGUCCCAUUUGUUUUUGUCCUCUAAAUGAAGAGAAUACUGUAAAAUUACUUUGUGGUCAUGUCUUAUGUUAAGAUGAUUUAAAUUAAAUAAUAGAAUCUUAAAAUUCAGAGAUCCUAAAAUGCCAUAUCUGCAGAACUCUUUAGAUUGUAAAUUUAUCUUGUAUAUGUGUAAAAUGA